GACAGCUGUGUGGGGGAGUUGGGAGAUUAUUUUGAGUUUGUUUCCUUGAAAUGUUAUUUUUCUGAAUGUUUCUGAAUUUUUCUCUUAGAUUCUAGCUUAAUCAGUAUAUUUUGUUUUUGUGUUUUUUAGAGUAUGAGUACUAAAAUAGCUUCCUUUUCAAUGGACCUGCAUCCAGGAUAUCAAGUUUAUACAGCUCUUUAUACGAAUGUCACGAAUACGGGUCAAAUACGUAACAAGCUGAUAAAAAGCUCUAUGAAUUGUACUCUGUUGAAUUGUGCAUUGGUUCCUGGCGUAUUUCCAGUAUUGCUAGCUUGUAACAAAGCUGUACGUGCGUGUAAAACAUCAUCCAUGAAGACACGAACAUUGCGAACUGAAAUCUUAUUCAAUUUGUCGCCAAGCAAUAGUAUUAAUGGUUCUUUGAAAACAUUUCGUUUAGAAGAUUCAGACCGAAGUAUAUUGUUUGUAUUUAUUACCGACAAUGAGUCAUCGCUUAAAGAGUUUAAAGAUAUGUUAACAGAAGUAAAGGGCGAAGCCGUGAUUACAGAUGAAAUAGCUAAUUUAUGCGACAUGUCGAAAAUCAAAUCCUUGUAUAAAGUUACGGAAGACGAGCUGUGUUUAGGAAGCAUAUCAGAUUCUGUGUCCAUGCGAGUAGCUACUAAGGAUGCUUUUUAGAUGCAUCUCUAUGUUAGAUGUUUUUUCUGCACAGCAAUAAAAAAAUUGAUUUCUGCC
Messenger RNA from Hydractinia symbiolongicarpus, 729 nucleotides. Its product is annotated as EKC/KEOPS complex subunit TPRKB-like. The transcript has a single exon. The coding region runs from base 133 to 672 and encodes 179 amino acids. The record is from RefSeq and is a predicted model, not a curated record. Lineage: Eukaryota; Metazoa; Cnidaria; Hydrozoa; Anthoathecata; Hydractiniidae. Gene Ontology annotation, biological process: tRNA threonylcarbamoyladenosine modification; telomere maintenance via recombination. Gene Ontology annotation, cellular component: nucleus; EKC/KEOPS complex; cytosol.